Ramularia collo-cygni is the source of this 888-nucleotide messenger RNA. Its product is annotated as related to theta class glutathione S-transferase. The transcript is spliced from 2 exons. Lineage: Eukaryota; Fungi; Ascomycota; Dothideomycetes; Mycosphaerellales; Mycosphaerellaceae. Bases 1 to 888 code for a protein of 295 amino acids. The record is from RefSeq and is a predicted model, not a curated record.
AUGGACAAGUUCAAGGCAAUGCUGGGUGGUAAGAAGGAGGCGAAGCCUGCCAACAACACCACCACCAACACCACCACCGCACCUGCGACAACCACGACACCAGCAACCACCUCUACUCCAGCAACCACCACGGUACCAGCAACCACCAACACUCCCGCAACUACUACUACUCCAGCUACCACCACUGUCGUUGCCGGAACCACCGCUAUCAAAGCCGAGAAGCCCAUUAAGAUGUACUCGCAUGCAGGAGGACCCAACCCAUGGAAAGUCGCCAUUAUCAUGAACGAGCUCGGAAUCCCUUACACCACGGAGCUACUAGAAUUCGAGAACAUGAAGAAAGAGCCUUUCGAGUCCGUCAACCCUAAUGGCCGUGUCCCCGCGAUCGAGGAUCCAAACACUGGCCUUACGCUCUGGGAAUCCGGAAGUAUCAUCCAGUAUUUGCUGGAGACCUACGACACGACCAACAAGCUCAGCUAUGCCACCGGCAAGGAGAAGUGGGAAGCAUCUAACUGGUUCCACUUGCAGACAUCCGGCCAAGGUCCUUACUGGGGCCAGAAAGCAUGGUUCACUCUCUACCACCCAGAGAAGGACCUCACUUCCGUCCUUGAUCGAUACUCCAACGAAAUCCGCCGUCUCCUCGGCGUCAUCAACAGCCAUCUCAAGAAGUCUGGCAAGCCAUACCUCGUUGGCGACAAGGUGACUUAUGCGGAUCUCGCGUUCGUGCCGUGGCACUGGCUCGUUAUCUUGCCACCUCACCUGAUGGGUGCGGAGUUUGAGAAGGAGUGGCAGACCUCUUACCCCGAGGCUUGGGCUUGGAACCAGCGUCUCCAGGAGCGCCCAAGCGUCGUCAAGGCCAAGGAGGAGAGACUCAAGGCUAUGGGAAUGUAA